Anneissia japonica is the source of this 3647-nucleotide messenger RNA. Its product is annotated as chromodomain-helicase-DNA-binding protein 1-like. Lineage: Eukaryota; Metazoa; Echinodermata; Crinoidea; Comatulida; Comatulidae. Gene Ontology annotation, molecular function: ATP-dependent chromatin remodeler activity; DNA helicase activity; ATP binding. The record is from RefSeq and is a predicted model, not a curated record. The coding region runs from base 80 to 3082 and encodes 1000 amino acids. The transcript is spliced from 22 exons. Gene Ontology annotation, biological process: DNA repair; chromatin remodeling.
GUUGAGCAGAGGUAUUCGGUAGAAAGAUGACCGAAUGAAAGGGUGAUUGUCAAAAGGGGAGUUCAGUGCGAAAGAAUUGAUGAUGAUUCCGAAACGAAUAAGUCAGCUUCUUAACAAUAUUGUUGAUGGAGACAUCUGCAGAGAAAAACAGAAUGCAAUGUUUGAUUUAACCAUGAUUCAACCAUAUUUGAAAGGGUUAACACUAAGACCGUACCAGGUAGACGGAGUGAAAUGGGUGGUUGCCCGUUGCCUAAAAAAUCAUGGAUGCAUUCUUGGUGAUGAAAUGGGUCUUGGCAAAACUUGUCAGACUAUUGCAGUUCUGUUGUACCUCGCUAUGGUAAAGCAAAAGAGACAUUUUCUAGUGGUCUGCCCUCUGUCUGUCUUGGCUAAUUGGAAAGAUGAAUUUGAAAAGUUUGCACCUUGCUUGGAAAUUGUACGCUAUAUUGGCAAUAAAGAGACAAGAGAAAACAUACAAACAAGAAUGAACAACGGAUCACAAAAUUAUCACGUUCUGUUAACAACAUAUGAGAUGGUCUUAAAAGAUGUUGCAUUCCUUGAGAGAACAUCUUGGGAUGCGUUGGUAGUUGACGAAGCACACCGGCUCAAAAACUCAAACUCAAUGCUUCAUCAGGCACUCAAUAAUUUUGAUGUAAUGCUUCGGUUUCUCCUAACGGGUACACCAGUGCAGAACAAUUUGAGGGAGCUCUACAAUUUGCUCGCCUUCAUCGCACCGCAGAUAUUCAAACACAAGUAUUCGGAUGACUUCAUCGAUUAUUUUGCAAACAUAGAUAAUAAAACUGUGAAGAUUCAACUGCAUGAUUUGCUUUCACCUUUCUUGCUGCGGAGAACUAAGUCAGAGGUUGUACUGGAUCUACCAAAGAAGAAAGAGGUGAUUUUGUUUCAUGGACUAACAGCCCUGCAGAAGAAAUAUUACAAAGCUGUGCUCUUAAAAGACCAUGAUGCUUUUGAACAAGGCUCCCUUGGUACUUCAAAGACAAGGCUCAUGAACAUCAUGAUUCAGCUUAGGAAAUGUGUUAGUCAUCCAUAUCUAUUUGAUGGGGUUGAACCGGAACCCUUUGAACUUGGCGAACACCUAGUAGAAGCAAGUGGUAAACUACACCUGUUGGAUCAACUACUCCUGUUGCUAUACCAACAAGGUCAUAAGGUUUUAAUCUUCUCACAGAUGACUAGGAUGUUAGAUGUUGUACAGGAUUACUUAGGGUUCAGAGGCUAUUCAUAUGAAAGGUUGGAUGGCUCUGUGAGAGGUGAGGAGCGCUUCAUAGCCAUCAAAAACUUCAAUAAAGAUGACAACACAUUUGUAUUCCUACUGAGCACCAAAGCUGGGGGUCAAGGUUUAAACCUAGUCAGUGCAGACACAGUUAUAUUUUUAGACACUGACUUCAACCCGCAGAAUGACCUGCAAGCUUCUGCAAGAGCUCAUCGGAUCGGACAAACUCGACCAGUGAAGAUCAUCCGUUUAAUUGGUAAAGACUCUGUUGAGGAGGUGAUCCUAAGGCGGGCAGAUGCUAAACUGAAGUUGACCAAUUCAGUCAUUGAAGGUGGACAGUUCUCGUUGGGUAAUAAGAACGGCCAAUCAGAAUCUCCACAACAGCUGUCGGAAAUGCUAAAGUUUGGUCUUGAUAAACUUCUUGAGGAGAAAAACUCUGAUGAAAUAGAUCUCGAGAAGAUACUGGGACCAAGCAGGAAUGGAGAAUGGAAACUUGAUCAGAUCGAGAAAGAGGAGGAGGGGGAGGAGAAUGAAAUGCCACUCCUAAGCGAAUCGUCUGAAGAUACUCAAACACAAAGUAGUCACAUGUAUAUGUUUGAAGGGAAGGACUACUCCAAAGAAACCAGUGCUGCUGCCCUCAACGCCUUUGAUGAAAUGUUGGCAGCUGAAGUAAAGGUACAGGAAGAGAGCACAUUGGGUCAAAGGUCAAGGAGAGUAACUAGUACAGCAGCAAUACCAUUGAAAGAUCUACCGCAACGAAAACGAAAAAUUCUUACGGAUGAAGAGAAGGAAGAAAUGAGAAAGAAGCGGCAAGAGUCAGCAGCCAAGAGAGCAAGGAUGAGGGAAGAGGCUGAAGUCAGGCGUGCAGAAGAACGAAAGAGGAAGUUAGAGAAAAUGUGGGCAGACAACGAUUAUGAGUCUUGCAGCUUACCGCUGCAUUCGGAUGAUGAAGAUGAAGAAGAAGAGCGCCCUCAAGUAGAUAUUGAUGAUGAAGAUAACUAUUCUCUGGGUUACAUUAGUGGUGAUGUCACACAUCCCAUAAAUACUAAUGACAAGGAUGCCCUCAUCGUUCACUGUGUUGAUGAUAGUGGUAGUUGGGGCUCUGGUGGCUUGUUUUCAGCUAUCGAUGCCCGUUCCCCAACACCAGCUGAAAGAUAUGAACUGGCUGGUGAAAUGAAAGAUUUAUCUCUUGGUGAUGCCCACCUGAUACGAUUUGAUGAUAUAAAGGGAAAACGUAAUGGAAGAGAUUGGUUGGUAUUAGUUGUUGCUCAGCACAGAGACAAGCAUAACCACCUCUCAGGAAUCAACUUAACAUCUUUGAAGACUGCUCUUCAAAAAAUCUAUUCCAUUGCUAAACAGAAGAAAGCAAGUGUUCACUUACCAAGGAUAGGUUACGCAACACCUGGAUUUAAUUGGUAUGGAACAGAACGACUUCUCAGGAAACACUUAUCAGCCAAAGGAAUACCAGUUUUUAUAUAUUACUACCCAAGGAAAAGCCGACAAACCCAGAAACAAAUCAAACAAGAUGUGUCAAAGGUUGAUGUCCAAAAGCCAUCGACCUCAGGUCACGUGGUCAGACCCAAGUGUCCAGAAAAGUCUUCAUUACCCAAUCUUCCCAGCUUCCUUCAUGGAGUAUGCAUCUAUUUCGAUGGUGUAGAGAGUGAUCAGCGCAAGAAAUUAUCUCGCUACAUUAUAGCUUAUGACGGUGACGUUGCAAAGAACGUUAACCAGUCUGUGACGCACAUUAUUCAAGUGAACAAUGAAAAGAGUGGGCAUCAUGACUCCCAGGCUAAAGUAGUGGAUGAGAAAUGGAUGUGGAAGUGCAUAAGGAAACAGAAACUUCUCAAGGAAUGAUUUUUUUCAGAGAAUCAUCUAUUGCAAAACGUCAAACAAAACAAAUGUAACAUUUGUAUCUUUGCAGUGCUGAACAUUAUAGCAGUAAAUCAGACACAAAAACUCAGAAACCAUUAAUAUCAUUGUUAUUAGUGGUGCCAGUGGGGAUCCAGUGAGGCACAAUACCACUGUCGAGGAGGACUUAGUAGUCGAAGAAUCUCAUCAUUGCGUUUUUUUUCAAUCUGAAAUUUAUUUCCUGGCAUGCAGGUUUUUUCUCCAAUCUUGAUCUUGGAACUCUCUUCGGACCUUCACACCCCAUCCCCCAUCAGAGAACUUACUGUUGAUGGAGGCGGAUCAUAAAACUCCAGGGCUGAGUAACUAAAAGAAGAAAGCAAAAUCGUUCGCUCAAUAGUCUGCAUUGUGAAAAAGAUUAAAGCAAGUGACGAGAAUCGGUGACAUGUAAUGCAGGAGUGUUCACAUGUUGAUUGUAAAUGGAAUUAUUACAGUAAUUCAUGUUACCUGUAUGUGCAAUAUUAUUGUUUACUGUUAUCUACUUGAAUAAAGACAUAUAAACCAGAUACUGUAA